CAACAAUAAAAAUGGCGUUUCUCGUCGGACAAGAACUGAUUUCUGCGCGAUAUUAGCAUUAGUUAGUUAAAAACAACAUAAAAGCGUGGACAAAGAAACAACAAUUACGAUAAAUAAUGUAGCUUAACUAUCUGAAAUCGAAACAACUGUUGUAAAAUCGAAAGGUUCGCUGCUAACGUUCUUUUAUCCGUAUUCAGUCGUCGCCGUUGUCGUUGUUCAUAGUUUCAUUUGCUCUCUCGUCGUCUCUCCUGUGGUGCAUUUGCAGCCAGAGCCAACGUAACGAGACCAACACUUAAACAAUCCAUGAAUUAUAAAUAUAACUCUCUACAAACAAUGACACACGACUGCUGCAGCCGCAACAACAACAAUAGUAAAAACAUAACUCAAGGCUACGGCACCUGUGGUCGUAGUAACAAUCCCAAACUGAGAUAUAUAAUUCGUUCUUUUUCUGCUGUCUCCUCCUUCGCAACUGAUAUAAUUCAUUUAUGCUGCCAGUCAGCAACAAAAACAACAGCUACAACAAUUAAACGCCCAAAAAAUGAACAACACAAUUGUCGGACUGACCAAUUGCUUUAUCACUAAAUAACAUAAAUAGUUCGACUAUAUAUUUUUAUAUACAUCAAAUAUCUAUAUAAAAUUAAUAUCAUCAACUAUUAAAAGUCUGAAACUAUGAAUAAAUUGGAUUAUCCACGUCGCAAUGGUACACACAAAGUUCGAAUAACGCUAUUGUGUGCAAGAAACUUGGCGCGCAAGGAUUUGUUUCGGUUGCCCGAUCCGUUUGCCAAGGUCCAGGUGGAUGGCACCGGUCAAGUCUACUCGACGGAGAUUAGCAAAUCCUCUCUGGAUCCGAAAUGGAACGCGCACUACGAUCUAUUUUUGGGACGUGGCGAUUGCAUAACCAUUACAGUGUGGAACCAGCGCAAGAUACACAAAGGCAGCGGAUUUCUGGGCUGUGUGCGCAUUCCCGCCUUGACCAUACAAAGCCUCAAGGGAGCAGGCUUUCAACGACUGGAUUUAGGCAAACUCUCGCCGGACGACGAUGAGUUGGUGCGCGGCCAGAUUAUCAUCUCGCUCCUGCCCAAGGAUGGACCGUGUAGCGGCAAUCCACUGGCCAUUGUUGGACCCAGUGGAGAUGUGCGCGGCCCAUCGGAGGAGGACUCGACCGAGGAUCUGCUGCCUGAUGGUUGGGAAGAGCGACGCACGGACAACGGGCGCAUCUACUAUGUGAAUCAUGCUACCAAAUCGACGCAAUGGGAUCGACCCAGAGCCGCGGCAACGCCAGCGGGGACCAAGUCGCCGCAGCAGCGACAAAACAAUGGCAACCAGCCACCGGCGGGUCCCACGCGAUCCACCACCUGCACGAAUCUGCUCAACGGCCAUAGCAAUCGUCAGGCAACGCGCGAGACGACGGACGAGCGACGCCACUCAACCGAAAUACUCUCGAGCGUUGGCGUUGCCGGGGGCAAGGAGAACACCAGUCCGACGUCGGGCACAACGACAGCGUCAACAACAGCGACGACGCCGGGCAAGAAACUGAACUCGAGUCGUGCUGGCAAUGCGGCACUGGAACCCGCCACGCCCAACAACAGCAGCAGUAGCGGGAGCAGCAGUAACAAUACAACGACAAACACAACGGGUGCGGGAACAGGAACGGGAGGAACAACGACGGCGACUGGUCGCCUGCACAUCAGCAACACCAAUAGCAACAGCAACAAUGACAAUCAUCUGAAAACGCCAAAGCAUCAAACAUCCUCCACGGCAAUGAAUGGGCACGGUCAUGGGCAUGGACAUGGACAUGGCGAGGCGACGCCCACAUCGCCAACGGGACAACAGAACUAUGUGAAUGGCAAUGCGCAAAGUGGCCAAGCGGCGCAACCGCAACAGGCCAACAAUGGCUGGCCAACUGCCGACGGGGAUGGCAGCACAACACCAGCAACGACGCCGCCACGACAAAGUCCCACAGCAGCCACAUUGACAGCGCCAACGACGCCAGUGACACCGACGGCGGCGACGGUGACGGCGCAUAGCAAUGGCAACGGCAACGUGCACAGUCCCAAUGCAAACAGUCAGCCCACAAACAGAUCCGAGCGAGCACCGCCCGCAGCAGCAGCAGCGCCCACACAGCGUUCGCAGCGUCGCACGUCGCGUCAAGCGGUGGAGGAGGUCGCAUCGCGACGUCGUUCAUCGCGUGGCACGCGCAAUGCCUCGGCUGGAACAGCGGCUGGUGGCGGUGGAUUGCGUUAUGUGUCGGCGAUAGCGGCAGCAAAUCAAGCGGCACGUCCAUUCCUGGAUCUGCCGCCGGGCUAUGAGAUGCGCACUACGCAACAGGGUCAGGUGUAUUUCUAUCACAUACCCACGGGCGUGUCCACGUGGCACGAUCCGCGCAUACCGCGCGAUUUUGACACGCAGCAUCUGACGCUUGACGCGAUUGGACCGCUGCCCAGCGGCUGGGAGCAACGCAAGACAGCAUCGGGUCGCGUCUACUUUGUGGAUCACAAUAAUCGCACCACACAGUUUACGGAUCCGCGUCUCAGCGGCAGCAUACUGCAAAUGAUACGCCGUGGCGGCAGCGUGCCACCAGCGACACCAAAUACAGCGGCUGCAUCAACAGCAGUUGCCACAGCAGCAGCGCCAGCUGCUCCGCCGGCGGCAGCAACAGCAGCGGCGCCGUCACCAGCGAACAAUGCGGCGAAUUCAACGUCGUCGUCGACGACAACGACACCACAUCGCAGUGCGACGCAGCACAUUGUGGUGCCCGAUUUGCCGCAGGGACUGCUUGAGGGCGCCGAUCUGUUGCCGAAGUACCGCCGCGAUUUGGUGGGCAAGAUGCGAGCGCUGCGCUCGGAGCUGCAGACGAUGCAGCCGCAGUCGGGCCACUGUCGGCUAGAGGUGUCGCGCAGCGAGAUAUUCGAGGAGAGCUACAGACUGAUUAUGAAGAUGCGCGCCAAGGACAUGCGCAAGCGGCUCAUGGUCAAGUUCAAGGGCGAGGAGGGACUGGACUACGGUGGUGUGGCACGCGAGUGGCUGCAUCUUCUCUCCCGCGAGAUGCUCAAUCCACAGUAUGGAUUGUUUCAAUACAGUCGCGACGAUCACUAUACGCUACAAAUCAAUCCGGACUCUGGUGUGAAUCCUGAUCAUUUGUCCUAUUUCCAUUUUGUGGGACGAACGCUGGGCAUUGCUGUGUUCCAUGGCCAUUGCCUUGAUGGUGGCUUCACCACGCCCUUUUACAAACAACUGCUGAACAAACCCAUCACACUGGGCGACAUUGAGGGCGUGGAUCCCGAGCUACAUCGCAGCCUCACUUGGAUGCUCGAGAGCAACAUCAGCGGGAUCAUUGAGUCGACGUUCAGCGUGGAGAACAAUAGCUUUGGCGCUCUGGUGGUGCAUGAACUAAAGCCUGGCGGCGCCGCAAUUGCCGUCACCGAGGAGAACAAGCGCGAGUAUGUGAAGCUCUAUGUCAACUAUCGUUUCAUGCGAGGCAUUGAGCAGCAGUUCCUGGCACUGCAAAAAGGCUUUUGUGAGCUAAUACCCAGCCAUUUGCUGCGGCCAUUUGAUGAGCGCGAACUGGAAUUGGUCAUUGGUGGCAUCUCUAGCAUCGAUGUCAACGAUUGGCGCAACAAUACGAGACUGAAGCACUGCACCAACGAAACGACGCAAGUUCUGUGGUUCUGGCAGGUGGUUGAGUCAUACAGCUCGGAGAUGCGUGCGCGUCUGUUGCAGUUUGUCACUGGAUCGUCGCGUGUGCCGCUGCAAGGAUUUCGUGCGCUGCAGGGAUCGACGGGUGCGGUGGGGCCACGCCUCUUCACCAUUCACCUUACCGCGGAUGUGCCGACACAAAAUUUGCCCAAGGCUCACACCUGCUUUAAUCGCAUCGACUUGCCGCCCUACGAAAACUAUCAGCUGCUGUGUGACAAGCUGACACAGGCCGUGGAGGAGACCUGUGGCUUUGCUGUGGAAUAGUUACAAAACGCGCACAACCCCAAACACACAAUCACACACAUUUGCACAUCUGCAUUAUAUCAUACAUAUAGAAGACGAAAGCGAUUUGAAAUCAAAAUUAUAUUGGCCUGGGCCUGUGAACCAUUAUUGCAUUGGAAUUUGUCUGUUGAAUUAUGCGCUCGGCAAUGCUGUUCUUUUUUAUUCUUUUGCUGCGCCUUUUGCAGUUAAAAAAAAAAACAAAAGCAAAGUUGAUUUACACCCACACACAAAAAAAACACAGACUUAUUACGUAAAUAUUUAUGUGUUGCUCGAAAGCAACAACAGUUCUUAUACAUAGUUACCAAGUGCAUAUAGACCCAACGUUAGCGUACUCGUGAAUCUAAAUACGAAUAUCUACUUGUAUUUUGCUGUCUACCCUUGGCCUUUGUUUGUUUACGUCGUGUUAUAAAUUGUAGUUUUAAAUUUUAAAACCCGUAUACAUAUACACAUUAUAAAUUUACACACAUAUAUAUAUAUAAAUCUAUAUAUACACAUAUAUCAUAGUUGAUAAUUAGGCGUACUAAGGAAGAGCAAACAAAAACAACCAAUAAUAACAAAUUUUUCAAUUGUAGACAUUGAACCGGCAAUUGCGUGCUUUUGUUUAGUUUUUAUUGCAUUUUUAUGUUUAUUAAUUAUAUUUUGUACAUUUAUAAAAAAAAAUCAAACUCACUGAUAAGUUUUUAAUUAUUGUUAAAAUUGUCCUUAAACCCACACACACAAACACAUAUACACUCACACAAACACUCACACAUGCAUAUACAUAUACAUACAUAGAGAAACAUAAAACAAAAGAAAACAAACAAAUGCUUGAAAAAU
Messenger RNA from Drosophila nasuta, 4794 nucleotides. RefSeq names its product SMAD specific E3 ubiquitin protein ligase (gene Smurf). The transcript has 8 exons. NCBI's taxonomy places the organism in Eukaryota, Metazoa, Arthropoda, Insecta, Diptera, Drosophilidae. Gene Ontology annotation, cellular component: cytoplasm. The coding region runs from base 670 to 3960 and encodes 1096 amino acids. Gene Ontology annotation, biological process: protein ubiquitination; proteasome-mediated ubiquitin-dependent protein catabolic process; negative regulation of BMP signaling pathway. The record is from RefSeq and is a predicted model, not a curated record. Gene Ontology annotation, molecular function: protein binding; ubiquitin protein ligase activity.